CAGAAUCAUUCCAUUUGUUGAUUUUCCUUCAAUUUUCCCGUUGACUUCCCAAUCAAAAAUUGGGUUUGGCCUUCUUGUCCUUUUGAUCCGAUUGUUAGGUUUUUCUUCAUAUAUUUGAUCUCUCUCUCUCCUUCGGCUUUGGACCUUUUCUUCGUCGUCUCAGAUCCUCAACUUCACCGCGUUAUUUCUUUCAACUUCCCAGUUCCCACCCUUCGGUCUUCAUUUUUGUUCUCCGUGUUCUUCAUAGUGUUCAAGACGUCAGAAUCCUUGUCUUCUUGAAAGCCUAUUUGAUUUGGUUGCUCGCGGAGACCAUGCGGUGGUCGAUUGCUUCACGGAUUUUUAAAUUGCGGAGGACGAUCAAAGUAAGGGUAUGAUUUCGUUUUUCUGCUUUGUGGUUGAAUUCUUACUGUUGUGUUCGGCCUGAAUCUUGAAAUUUCUGGUGAGAUUUGAUUUAGAAAGUGUUUUCUAGGUUUUCUGUUGGAGGAUUGUGAUUGUUUAGAUUGUUAAGAGAAGUGAAAUUUGAUUUGUUUGGUGUUUUGUUGGGAUAAGUUCUUGUGGAAAUGGAUAGGAAUAGGCAGAAUGAGAAUUUAGGCGUGAACAAAUUGGGGAAGAACAUUAGGAAGAGCCCAAUUCACCAGCCAAAUUUUGGAAAUAAUGCUGCUAGGCCUCAACCCCAGCCACAAAUUUACAAUAUAAGCAAGAAUGAUUUUAGGAACAUUGUUCAGCAGCUUACAGGCUCACCAUCUCAGGACCCUCACCCUCCUAGAGCUCCACAAAAUCCACCAAAACCCCAAAGCUUGAGGUUGCAGAGAAUACGACCUCCUCCGUUAACGCCGAUUAAUCGACCGAACAUGCCUGCUCCUAUCCCUGCCCCUGUUCCUGUGCCUCCACCCCAGGCUCUACUCACUAAUAAUGUGCCAAGGCCUGCACAAUUUGCUCAGCCACCUCCUAGACAAUUACCACCAUUGGCACCGGGAGGAGACUCGCUUUGGCCGAACCCUGCUGCUGAGUCCCCCAUUUCAGCAUACAUGCGUUACCUUCAAAAUUCAAUGAUGAAUCCAUCUCCAAUGGCGAACCAGUUACCACAAACGCAGAUUCCUGGUCAAAUGCAUCCUCCUCAAGCACCACCAUCUGGUUUAUUGCCUUAUCCUAAUCCACCUGUUCCUGCUCUUCCACCCUCGAGAUUAAACGGUCCUCCACCGCCCGUGCCAAACUUUCCUUCACCGAACUGGAACGCUCCCGCCCUUUUACCGUCCCCAACUUCCCAGUUUCUAUUGCCUUCUCCUACUGGCUACUACAAUUUGUUGUCCCCAAAAUCACCAUAUCCAUUACUUUCUCCAGGAAUACAGUUUUCUCCGCCGCUGACUCCUAAUUUUUCAUUUCCAUCCACGCCUCAAUCAGGGAUCUUAGGUCCAGGGCCUCAUCCACCACCUUCCCCAGGGGUUAUGUUCCCAUUGUCUCCUUCCGGGUUUUUUCCCAUCUUGAGUCCAAGAUGGAGAGAUCAAUAACCCUCCAAGCGUUUUCGUGUUUAAUCGUUCCAUGCCUGCUGACAUUUUCAUCUGCUUGUGAAGAUGGUUACCAAGCUCAUGGUGUAAGCUACCUAGCUGCCCUUUUUCUGUUUUAUAUCUUUCUAUUAGUUUAAUCUUUUUAACAUUUUAAAUUGUAAAAUCCUUCUGCUUCUCAUUUUGGGUCUGGAAAAUCUGAUUCUGUAACUUCUGUAAUUCCUAGUAGGCAAUAUAUAGUGAAGAUCAAGCCACCAAAAUUGUAAUACUAUUUGUAACAGGAAGAACAGAGCUGUAACCUUAGACAUAGGAUCAUAGAUGUCGAGUUGAUAACAUGGUUGGUGGGUCGGUCGGUCUAGUUGAAUAAUAGUCCAAUUCUGUAAGAUUGAUUGAACGAAUAUUGUUUGGUAUCUAAGUUCUUCUUUUAGCUGGCUUGUAGAGGGAAAUGUAGAAGUUGUGCAUUUUUUAUGCC
This is a messenger RNA of Cucurbita maxima (winter squash), 1974 nucleotides long. RefSeq names its product protein HAIKU1. The record is from RefSeq and is a predicted model, not a curated record. Bases 561 to 1508 code for a protein of 315 amino acids. The transcript has a single exon. NCBI's taxonomy places the organism in Eukaryota, Viridiplantae, Streptophyta, Magnoliopsida, Cucurbitales, Cucurbitaceae.